This is a messenger RNA of Onthophagus taurus, 2425 nucleotides long. It is a transcript of the gene Ets98B, whose product is annotated as DNA-binding protein Ets98B. The record is from RefSeq and is a predicted model, not a curated record. Gene Ontology annotation, molecular function: DNA-binding transcription factor activity, RNA polymerase II-specific; sequence-specific DNA binding. NCBI's taxonomy places the organism in Eukaryota, Metazoa, Arthropoda, Insecta, Coleoptera, Scarabaeidae. Gene Ontology annotation, biological process: cell differentiation; regulation of transcription by RNA polymerase II. Gene Ontology annotation, cellular component: nucleus.
ACGGGUGUGCCAUUCAAAGAACGAAGAACGGGUAAAAAUUGCUUCGUAACUCGGCUAUUCGUUCGUCUGAGAACGUUGUGUAGCCUUUACCACCUCUCAGUCGGUUUGUCUUUCACCGCUUCUUACGCCGAAGUAGGGCACGGAGCGCAACCAUUCCGAGCCAGAGAUUCCUGAAGCGCGGAUCUUCAACACGUAGAGCUCGUCCUGUAGCCACAUGCUACAAAAACAAGCGAGAACGCGUAGUAGUGAGUGUUUUUGAAUUGUGAAUAAAAAUUUCAAAGGUUAUUAUUGUAACGAAGAAAUGGUUCUUUUAACUGGUAACACUAUUGCAAUGGACGAUUCGAUGCCUCAAAUUGUCCCAUCAGCCGGUUUUACGCCGCCUUGUGACUACAACAGUUUCGUCGAUUUCGAUUUGUCGCUUUUACCCGGUGGGGAUACAGCUUUUUCAGCAUCCACACUUUUAUAUUCUCCACCGGCAGAAUUAGAGAAACCGAAAAUUUUCACCACUUUUUACCCGAAUCCGCCGGAUGAAGACAAAGAUAUAAAUUUAGGACCGGAUUUUCAAAAGCUUCUUCCAGAAUCGCCAAAUUGCGGUGCGGUUUAUUUGGAAGUCCCAUCUUCUAAGAACUACCACGCUAAUUCUCCUAUUGGGGCGCUAUCUCCUUAUUCGCCUCAAUUACUUUCGCCGAAUUACACACAAGACGUGUACUCAACAUCUCCGGAUGUCUCGUUGUAUAACUCCCCAAGGGAUGAUUUUCGAUACAUGAAGGAGGAUUAUUCGAGUCUUCAAAUUAAGCAAGAAUCGGCGUCGCCGACUCCGGAUGUUUUUGAAUUGUUACAAAAUAGUUUAGGGGAGACCAAAGCUAUUAAACAAGAAAGCACUGUAGAUUUUAGCAUCCUCCAUAAUUACAACGCAGUGGAAUCCCAAAUUGUACCACAAUCAACUCCACAAGAUCACCAAUUACUUAGACAAGUUCUCCGCGAUACUAGCUUCCAGAAGAAAUAUAAUAUUAAACCUCUCGAUUUCGAAUUCAUGUCGAAUCAUAUUAAGAUGGAGGAACCUGACGAUAAUACCCAAGAAUUAAUGGAACCAGUUUUAAAUUUAGCCAUGAAACAAGUCAAGGAGGACGUUGUUAAAACUUGUGCUGAAUUAAAUAUCUCCUCCGAUAUUUUAAAAUGGACACCAGGGAAUGUAUUGUCAUGGUUAGAAUUCGCCUGCCGAGAACACAAUCUUCCAAGAGUCAAUCCCGAUCAAUGGAAUAUUGAUGGUUGCGGACUCGUCAACAUGACCGAAGAGGAAUUCAACAAGAGGACACUUCAGGGCGGUGGUACACUUUAUGGAAAACUUGAACUAUGGAAAACAACGUGUAUGGAAGAACCUAUGCAAUGGCAACAACACACACCAUCAAGUACCGCUUCUAGUGGAGACAUAUCUGAUGAUGACGAAGAUUCAUCAUCACAAACGAUAGAAAAACCAACAACUUCUAGGACUUCUGGAGGUUCACACAUUCACCUUUGGCAAUUCUUGAAAGAAUUGUUAGCGUCACCACAAGUACACGGCUCGUGUAUUAGAUGGAUAGAUCGCGGAGAGGGUAUUUUUAAAAUUGAAGAUUCGGUUAAAGUGGCGAAAUUGUGGGGUAAAAGAAAGAACAGGCCGGCGAUGAACUACGAUAAGUUAAGCCGAUCUAUAAGGCAAUAUUACAAAAAAGGUAUCAUGAAAAAAACGCAGCGAUCACAGCGGUUGGUUUAUCAGUUUUGCCAGCCUUAUUGUCUCUAAAGAAUUAAGAAACGCAAGAAAUGUAAAUUUUUGUAAAUAAUUUAGGGGGUUAGUUGGUGGUUGGUAUAAUUUGGGUUACAACGUUUUGAAGUUAUCAAAACGUAUUUAAAGAUUACUUACUAAGCCAGUUAGGCGGUAAUGUAAAUAGUAUAGGAGUAAAAGAAUGGAAGGUAAUUUCCAUUUAAAAAUUUUUCUCAAAUUAUUUAAAGUUUUUAAAAAUUUGCUGAUGCGUCUUUUUUUGGGAUACACGAGCGAUCUUGAGGUCUUAAUGAUCUCGGUCGCUUUGUUUACCCUUUUGACAAUCAUCGGUGAUUUUCGGUCCCAUAUAUCUAUGAUAUAUUACUUUUGUAAGUUCUAUGAACAAACAAUAAUACUGAUAAGUAGUUUAUAGUAAUUGCUUUAAGUAUUUUAAGGUGGGACUGUAGUAAGCAGUCCCGUUAUAUUUAAUAAUUAUUUAUUACUCCUUAGAUUACGCUAUCACGUUUUCAAAAUAAUUGUGCAAUAUAAUAACACUUGAUGAUCUUCUAACACUCGUUUAUUUAUUUAUAGAACAUUAAUGAAUAGCUUUAGUAGAUUUUAAGACGAUGUAUGUUACAAAUCUAUGUAUAUAUUAUUUUCUGACAUAAAUAAAUGUUAUUUUAUUAAUCA